CACAUCAUCGCGUUUUCAUUGGUGUUAUUAAUCCAAAAAAUCAACAUGUCGAAACAGCAGAAGAAGUUCGAGAUCAAGUUCUUAAAGCUGCAAAAUAUAUUCCUAUUGAACAAUUAGGUACAACAGAUGAUUGUGGCUUUUCUCCAUAUAAUGAUGAUGAAUCUAUUACAAGAGAAAAAUGUUAUGACAAAAUUCGAGCUCGAAUUCAAGGAACAAAAUUAGCUGAAGAUAUAUUAAAUGAAAUAUUAUAG
Adineta steineri is the source of this 251-nucleotide messenger RNA. Lineage: Eukaryota; Metazoa; Rotifera; Eurotatoria; Adinetida; Adinetidae. The record is from the annotation of a GenBank genome assembly.